Molecule: messenger RNA, 1032 nt
Organism: Fusarium keratoplasticum
Lineage: Eukaryota; Fungi; Ascomycota; Sordariomycetes; Hypocreales; Nectriaceae
Exons: 4
Coding region: 1-1032 (343 amino acids)
Biological process (GO): transmembrane transport
Source: RefSeq, a predicted model, not a curated record
AUGGCUGCGCAAUCGAAGCCUACAAUUUCCCCCUGGGGCCGCGCCGUGGCCGGGGCGACUGGUGCUGUUCUUGCUAACGCGCUGGUAUACCCUCUCGACAUCGUCAAGACUCGCCUUCAAGUCCAGGUCCGUUCCGAUGCUACUAAGGGCUCUACCGACGCCGACGAACAACAUUACAAGUCCACAUGGGAUGCGAUUUCGCGCAUCACGGCCGAAGACGGAGUGAAGGGACUCUACGCUGGCAUGAAUGGUGCCCUGCUUGGUGUCGCGUCAACCAAUUUUGCAUACUUCUACUGGUACACCAUCGUCAGGACUCUGUACUUCAAGUCGCGCGGGUCAGACGUGCAUCCUUCAACAAUCGUGGAGCUUGCGCUGGGAGCCGUCGCUGGCGCCAUCGCUCAGAUUUUCACCAUCCCUGUCGCCGUGGUGACGACACGUCAGCAGACAGCCACGAAGGAGGAUCGAAAGGGCCUCCUCGCAACAGCGCGCGAGGUCAUCGAUGGCCCAGACGGUGUGUCGGGUCUGUGGCGAGGCCUGAAGGCGAGUCUUGUGCUUGUCGUCAAUCCCGCCAUCACCUACGGUGCCUAUGAACGACUCAAGGAUACCUUCUUCCCAGGCAAGACCACCUUGAGGCCAGCCGAAGCAUUUCUCCUCGGUGCCAUGUCCAAGGCUUUGGCAACGAUUGCCACACAGCCGCUCAUUGUAGCCAAGGUCGGCCUUCAAUCUAAGCCACCUCCUGCUCGCAAUGGCAAGCCUUUCAGCAGUUUCGUGGAGGUGAUGAAGUUCAUUAUUCAGCACGAGGGUGUCUUGGGCCUCUUCAAGGGCAUUGGUCCCCAGAUCUUGAAGGGAUUCCUCGUGCAAGGUAUCCUGAUGACUACAAAGGAGAGAGUGGAACUCAUGUUUAUUCUCUUCAUCCGGUAUCUCAAGUCUCUCCGCUUCAGUAAGCUGAGCAAGACUGCAGAAGCAACAGCUGCUUCCGCAACUGCGGUGGCGCACAGCGUCGCGGCCAAACCGGUGACCACCACGAACUGA